Marmota flaviventris (yellow-bellied marmot) is the source of this 3700-nucleotide messenger RNA. It is a transcript of the gene N4bp1, whose product is annotated as NEDD4 binding protein 1. Gene Ontology annotation, cellular component: PML body; nucleus. Gene Ontology annotation, biological process: negative regulation of protein ubiquitination; negative regulation of proteasomal ubiquitin-dependent protein catabolic process. Lineage: Eukaryota; Metazoa; Chordata; Mammalia; Rodentia; Sciuridae. The record is from RefSeq and is a predicted model, not a curated record.
GGGAGGCCGCGCCCGCCAUGGCGGCCCGGGCGGUGCUGGACGAGUUCACGGCGCCCGCCGAGAAGGCGGCGCUGCUGGAGCGGAGUCGCGGCCGAAUCGAGGGCCUGUUCGGAGUGAGCUUGGCGGUGCUCGGCGCGCUCGGGGCUGAAGAACCGCUGCCCGCGCGCAUCUGGUUACAGCUCCGCGGGGUGCAGGAGGCGGUGCACAGCGCCAAGGAAUAUAUCAAAGGAAUCUGUGAACCUGAACUAGAAGAAAGAGAAUAUUAUCCCAAGGCCAUGCACUGCAUUUUUGUUGGGGCACAGAGCCUGUUUCUGAAGAGCUUGAUUCAGGAUACUUGUGCUGACCUCUGUGUUCUUGAUAUUGGUCUUCUUGGCAUCAGAGGAAGUGCUGAGGCUGUAGUUAUGGCCAGGAGUCACAUUCAGCAAUUUGUAAAGCUCUUUGAGAAUAAUGAGAACCUACCCAGUACUCAGAAAGAAUCAGAGGUGAAAAGGGAAUUUAAACAAUUUGUUGAAGCCCAUGCAGAUAAUUUUACAAUGGAUUUGUUGAUUUUGCCCACUUCCUUAAAAAAAGAACUUUUGACUCUCACACAAGGUGAGGAAAAUCUAUUUAAAACAGGAGAUGAUGAUGUUAUUGAAAUUAGAGAUGCUCAACAUACAGAGUUUACACAGAAUGCUGCCACAGGACUGAAUAUUUCCAGAGAUGAAAUUGUUCUGCAGGAAGAUGAAAGAAAUAAAGCUGGGACUCCUGUUUCUGAGCUUACAAAACAAAUGGACACUGUCUUUUCUAGUUCACCAGAUGUGCUUUUUGUUCCUGUAAAUGGCCUAAGCCCAGAUGAAGAGGCGCUUUCCAAAGAGAGAAUUUGUCACAAAAGGAGAUUUUCUGAUUCUGAGGAAAGGCAUACCAAGAAGCAAUUUUCUUUAGAAAAUGUUCAAGAAGGAGAACUUUUACACGAUGAUAAGACAUCCUCUGGAAGUGUAAUCAUUGACCUAUCUGAUUCUUCUACUGAUUCUGAAAAUUUAAGUCCAGAUGUAAAAGACACUACUGAGGAAAUGGAAUACAAUAUCCUCGUAAACUUUUUUAAAACCAUGGGCUAUUCUCAAGAAAUUGUUGAAAAGGUCAUUAGGGAGUUUGGGCCUUCUACUGAACCAUUAUUGCUCUUGGAGGAAAUUGAAAAAGAAAAUAAAAGGUUUCAAGAAAACAGAGAAUUUUCACCUAGUACUACAGACACCAACAAAACCAAAAGUAAAGGUGUUUGUAGCAGCAUUAAUGAGCUCACAACAGAUUCCACUCCAAAGAAAACACAGAGUCACACUCAGCAAAAUACGGUAGAAAAAUUUUCUCAGUUACCAUUCAAAGUAGAAGGUAAGCCUUGUACCUCAAAUUGCAAAAUAAAUACCUUCAGAACAGUGCCAAUAGAACAGAAACGUGAAAUCUGGGGUUCAAACCAGAACUAUGUUUGUAAUAUAGACCUUGAAACUGAUGGCCGUUUACCCUCUGCUCCUUCAAGUCCCAAAGACGUCAAUUUUGUUUCAAGGGGAGCUUCAAGUCACCAGCCCAGAAUUCCAGUUUUUCCUGAAAAUGGUUUUCAACAGCAGGCAGAACCCUUGCUUUCAAAUAAUAUGAAAUCUGCCUGUGAAAAACGUCCAGGACAUUGUAGCUCUCCUCAGUCUAAGCCAAAUUGUCCACCCCUUUCUCCACCAAUGCCGCUGCCGCAGCUAUUACCUUCAGUUACUGAUGCAAGAUUGGCAGGACCUUCUGAUCAUAUUGAUUCCUCAGUUACAGGGGUUCAAAGGUUUCGAGAUACUCUGAAAGUACCCUACAAGCUGGAAUUAAAAAACGAACCAGGGAGAAUGGACUUGAAGCAUAUUGUUAUAGAUGGAAGCAAUGUUGCAAUUACCCAUGGUCUAAAAAAGUUUUUCUCUUGUCGUGGAAUUGCAAUUGCUGUUGAAUAUUUUUGGAAGCUUGGCAACCGAAACAUUACUGUGUUUGUUCCUCAGUGGAGAACAAGGCGUGAUCCUAAUGUCACAGAGCAGCACUUCUUAACCCAGCUCCAGGAGCUUGGAAUAUUAUCUUUAACUCCUGCCCGGAUGGUGUUUGGAGAAAGAAUUGCUUCUCAUGAUGACAGGUUUCUGCUACACUUAGCGGACAAAACUGGUGGCAUAAUUGUAACAAAUGAUAACUUCAGAGAAUUUGUGACUGAGUCAGUCUCUUGGCGAGAAAUUAUUACAAAAAGAUUGCUUCAGUAUACAUUCGUGGGGGACAUAUUUAUGGUUCCUGAUGAUCCUCUUGGAAGAAGUGGACCUCGAUUAGAAGAAUUUCUUCGGAAAGAGGUCUUUCUUAGAGAUAUGCAACCCCUGCUCAACGCCCUGCCGAACGUGGGCAUGUUUGACCCCAGCUUCAGGAUUCCUGGCACCCAGGCAGCCAGCACCAGCCACCAGCCUCCAGGCCGGAUUCAGGGAGCCUCUCCAAGCCACUGGCUUCCUCAGCAGUCCCACUUUCCACUCCUGCCAAACCUGCCCAGUGUCCCGCAGAACCUGCCCAUGCCAGCACAGAGGUCUUCUGCAGAAACCAGCGAGCUAAGGGAAGCCCUGCUGAAGAUCUUUCCUGAUUCUGAGCAAAGACUGAAAAUCGACCAGAUCUUGGUGAUUCUCAACCUUUGGGCCACCUAUGAGGCUCUCCUUGAAAAAGCAGAUUGUGCCUGGAGAUGUAGUUCAGUGGUAUCAGGCUUUCCUAGCAUGCACGAGGCCCUGGGUUCAAUCCUCAGCACUGAAGAAAGUUAAAAGUGCAGAUUAUUGGGCUCCACCCCGAGGUGUAGACUCAGUGGCUGUGGAGGAAAACCUGGGAAUCCGCUGCUUUAGGACCACACCCUGAUGAUUCCUGUUUAAGUGGUCUAUGGAUCACAUUUUGAGAAACUGCAUUCACCCUUAGGGGUCACUAUUCUGUAACUCCACUCUCCUUCUGUAGCUAUUCUUAUCCUGUCACCAGCCCUGUGGAAUCCUCAAACUCCCUAGACCCUUGUCCUGCAUCUGUUGUUCUCUCUCUUUCCCCAUGCACUCUCUCUGAGGGCCCUGUGAGGUUGCCCUCUGCUUACCACUGCCUAUUAGUCGCUCUCAAGCCCUCUCCAAGGGCAUUGGUUCCUGACUGCUCAGCCUACCUCUUUAGUUCCCCCCUCUCCAGAAUGCACAGUGUUCCGGGUUUAUCUUCCAGAAACCCCCCUCUGGCCACACUCUUACUCUUCAGUGAUUUCCCAUGUUGUAACCAGAGCACCAAGUUCAGAGCCCGUGGGCCUAGAAUUCAUGACUGUCUGCCUUCUGGCCAUACUUGAUUGUCCAUUUUGUGUACUGUACCCAGCCACACAGAUUUCCUCAGUUCCUGUGGGCUCCUCCUGUGUUGUACCUCUUCUCUGCUAGAAAUGCCUUUCUUCCAGAUGGCUUCCUCCUCGGAAGCCCAUCCUUGCCCGUUCUCUGACUAGAAGCAGCCCCAUGGUGUUCUGUGGCCCCACAGCACUUUGUGUCUCGCUUCCAGCACGUGUGGCUCUGGCUGGUGUUGCUGCAGCUGACUGUGUACUGUGUCACCUCCCUCUCUAGACUGUGAGCUCCUCGUGGGCAGGGACCGUCUGUGCUCCCUCUUUGUAUUUCUGUGGCACCUAGCACAGUGCCUUGCACUUGAUAGGUGCUCAAUAAAUGUCUGCUCGAGUGAA